Messenger RNA from Anguilla anguilla (European eel), 3573 nucleotides. RefSeq names its product G protein-coupled receptor kinase 1 a (gene grk1a). Gene Ontology annotation, cellular component: cytoplasm. The transcript has 7 exons. NCBI's taxonomy places the organism in Eukaryota, Metazoa, Chordata, Actinopteri, Anguilliformes, Anguillidae. Gene Ontology annotation, molecular function: rhodopsin kinase activity; ATP binding. The record is from RefSeq and is a predicted model, not a curated record. Gene Ontology annotation, biological process: regulation of opsin-mediated signaling pathway; signal transduction; protein phosphorylation. Bases 1324 to 3015 code for a protein of 563 amino acids.
UUUUUGCACUUGUCUCUUAAGCCACCUCACAAUGUCUACCUUACACAUACUGUCACAGAAAAAUGCACUUUUUUUAGGCACUUUAUCCAGAGUGGCUUACUCAGCUUCUGGUCUCUUGCACACGGUCAGUUUAUACAGCUGCAUAUUUGCUGAAGCAGUUGAGGUAUGUGCUUACAGGUACAACAGCAGUGCCUCGCCUGGAAAUCAGACCAACCUUGGGGUUACAUGACCAGAUCCCAAACUCUUCUGCUGCACUGCUAACCGAACUCACGUUCCGUCUCCCCCCCUCACACACACCCUCCCCAUUACAACCUCUCCAGACCUUACAUCCCACCCUCUACACCAGGCUAUUUAUACUCUUGGUCCUUUGCGUGAAUUGCGUGAAAAAGUGUUAUUAGGAGCAGUAUAGUAUUUACUAGCUGUUAAUAUUUUAAGGCAGCAACUAAUUUCUUAACGUGAUUAUACAAUGAAAAUAAAUUUUUAUAAAUGUGUAGAACAAAAAAAAUCAUAACCUAUAAACAUAUUUGGGUGAUUUUAAAAGGAAUUUGGCCUGCAGUAGGAAGUACAAACACCUUUCUCUCCCCCCUUGUCCACUGCCCGCUCCCCCCGUUCUCUGCCCUUUCGUACCUUUACAUACAUCUCACAAUCCGCCUUGUGCAGCUUCAUGCAAGGUCAUGCAGAGAUCAUCUGGAACAGCCCCUUUCUGAAUUUUAAAAAAUCAAUUUCAAUUAUUGGAAAAUGAGAGGAUCAAUAUCUGCAACCCCAUAGUUAUGUUCUAUGAGAUGUGGAGCAACAUUAAUAAAGUGGACUGUUGUGACAUUUCAUUUCAAAAAGAAAGUAUUGCCCUUAUCUGUUGAUUUAUUUAUUGUUUUGUUUGUUUUCAUCAUUGAAGUUGGCUUUGGUUCAAAAAACAUGCUCACCAGGCAAGAGGCCCAGGCCUCAGCUUGGAGUCAUUAGUGGUUAAUAUGGGAGGCAUUAUGGAGUUAGAGGAUAAAGAUUUCAUGGAAAGGUGUUGAGUCAGGUAGAUCUGCGUGUGUCACGCAGAUAAACCUCUAUCUGGGAGCUGAGCCUGAGUUUACACUCUGAUGGAGCCAGUGGACAGUGGAACUCAUUCCCUGAUCGGUCUGCUUUCUGCUACUGAAGAUUUUCCUCAUCCCAACACGUUCUAGGAGAGGAAUACAAUACUUGCUUGGGGGUUUUUCCUGUUUUGCUCUUUCCCUCCUCCUCCUCUCGCUCUCUCCCUCAUCCUCUGGGCUCGAAUGCGCUCUCUCUGAACAGGUCCUCCAUCCCUCUUCCACACACCCUCUCUUCUCUCCCGUCGCCAUGGAUAUUGGCGGUCUAACCACCGUGGUGGCCAACUCGGCCUACAUCUCCGCCCGGGGCAGCAUGGACAGCACGGCCAACCCGGGUGUCAACCGCGACAAGAAGUACUUCGCCAAGCUGAAGCUGCCGCACAUCACAGUGUGCGAGGGCCUGCGGGAGGCGCUAGACCUGCAGUUCAACACCGUCUGCGUGGAGCAGCCCAUCGGCAAGCGCCUCUUCCAGGAGUUCCUGGAGUCGUCCAACGAGUACAAGGGCCCCAGCCGACUGUGGAAGGACAUCGAGGAAUACGACAGCGCGGAGGAUAAGGACCGAGUGCAGAAGGCUGCCAAGAUCAUCCAGCGGUACAUGGAGCCGUCCGCCAAGUACUUCUGCCCGUUCCUGCCGGAGAACGGCAUCACCAAGGUGAAGGAGGGGCAGCAGGAGGCCGGGGACUGUCUCUUUGCGGAGACGCUGCAGAGCGUUCUGGACUUCCUGAAGGAGGUGCCUUACACCUUCUUCCUGGAGACCAUGUACUUCAAGCGCUUCCUGCAGUGGAAAUGGCUAGAGAAGCAGCCCAUCGGGGAGGACUGGUUCCUGGACUUCCGGAUCCUGGGCAAAGGGGGAUUCGGAGAGGUGUCAGCCUGCCAGAUGAGAGCCACGGGGAAGCUGUACGCCUGCAAGAAGCUCAACAAGAAGAGGCUAAAGAAGAGGAAAGGCUAUGAGGGGUCGAUUGUGGAAAAGAGGAUUCUGGCUCGGGUCCACAGCCGCUUCAUUGUGUCACUAGCCUACGCCUUCCAGACCAAGACGGAGCUCUGCCUCGUUAUGACCAUCAUGAAUGGGGGAGACCUCAGGUAUCACAUCUACAACGUGGAUGAGAACAACCCCGGAUUUGAGGAGCCACGGGCCUGCUACUACUCUGCCCAGAUCAUCAACGGCAUGGAGCACCUUCACAAGAAGAGAAUCAUCUACCGGGAUCUGAAACCAGAGAACGUACUGUUGGACAACGAAGGCAAUGUCCGUAUCUCUGACCUUGGGCUGGCUGUUGAACUGAAAGACGACCAGUUCAAGAUCAAAGGCUAUGCUGGAACUCCUGGCUUCAUGGCUCCAGAGCUCCUCAAAAGCGAGGAGUAUGAUUACUCUGUGGAUUACUUCACCCUGGGAGUCACUCUCUUUGAGAUGAUCGCGGCCAAAGGUCCAUUCAGAUCGAGAGGGGAGAAGGUGGAGAGCAAGGAAUUGAAGAAGCGCAUCAUCAACGACCCAGUGACCUACCCAGAGAAGUUCAGCGAGAAUGCCAAGUCCUUCUGCGAGGGCUUACUGGCCAAGGAGCCGGACAAGCGGCUGGGCUUUAGGAACGGGAGCUGCGACGAGAUUCGAACGCAUCCGUUUUUCAGCGCCAUCAACUGGCGCAAGCUGGACGCAGGAAUCCUGCCUCCCCCGUUUGUGCCCGACUCUAAGACAGUCUAUGCAAAGGAUCUGGAUGCAGUGGGAGCUUUCUCCACGGUGAGGGGGGUCAACCUCGAAGAACCCGACAAGCAGUUCUUCGAUGAGUUCGCCUCGGGGAACAUCGCCAUUCCCUGGCAGGAGGAGAUGAUCGAGACGGGCGUGUUUGGGGAGCUUAACGUCUGGGGUGCGGGCGGGGGGGUCCCCGAUGACCUCCGACGGGAGUCCAUCUACGAACAGCCUCCCAAAUCUUCCACCUGCUGCGUCUCCUAAGGGUCAAACCAGGUCAUCUCCAUAGAAACCCACCGUUACUUUCAUUUUGCAGUUGGAUCUGCAGCUGGUUUUUACUUCUUCUGAAACAAUGAAUGGUUUCCGUGCUGCUUAUAUUCAGAUUAAAGCUUUCUUCUAUCCAUUUCUUUAAUUUUAAAUAUACAACUAAAGUAGCUGAGUCCACCUGUUUAUAUUUAGUCAUGAGUAUUGGCUCAUGCUAUGGAGAGAAAGGCUCAUUGAAUAGUUUCCUAAGUGCUCUGCAGCAAUAGAACUGUUCCGCAUAUUUUAAUAAGUAUCAUUUGAUUAAUGGCUGUGGCCGAUUGGGUUUCAGGAUGAAUUGGUUUGCGUUCAGCAACAUUUCAUUAUGUGCUGUCAGAACAAUGAAUAUUAAAUUUUUUUUAAACAUAUAUCCUGGAUGGGGAAUUUUCUACAUUAUAUUUUAGUGUUUACUUUUCCGGUUUAGUUCUGUGGUGAGAGGUUACUGUUAGUGGUGACUGGUGACACGGCACCACCUGAAAUAGAGCAUUUUCUAUGUUUGUUUAUGUGCAUGUUUGUGUGUGU